Propithecus coquereli (Coquerel's sifaka) is the source of this 4042-nucleotide messenger RNA. RefSeq names its product eukaryotic translation initiation factor 3, subunit B (gene EIF3B). The transcript is spliced from 19 exons. Bases 71 to 2518 code for a protein of 815 amino acids. Gene Ontology annotation, biological process: translational initiation. Lineage: Eukaryota; Metazoa; Chordata; Mammalia; Primates; Indriidae. Gene Ontology annotation, cellular component: eukaryotic translation initiation factor 3 complex. The record is from RefSeq and is a predicted model, not a curated record. Gene Ontology annotation, molecular function: RNA binding; translation initiation factor binding; translation initiation factor activity.
GGCGCGCGGUGCGGCCUGGGAGAGUCGGAAGCCCGGCGGCGGAGCACUGCUAGGAGGCCUCGUCGGGCCCAUGCAGGACGCGGAGAACGUGGCGGUGCCCGAAGCGGCCGAGGAGCGGGCCGAGCCCGGCCAGCAGCAGCCUCCCGCCGAGCCGCCGCCGGAGGAGCUGCCGCGGCCCGCCGGGCCCGGCGCUCCGGAGGCGGCGGGGACCGAGGGCGCUAAGGAGGAGGUGGCAGAGGCCGAGCCGGAGCCCGAUGUAAGGGCCGAGCCGGCGGCCGGGGUGGAGACAGCGGGGGAGACAGCUCCCGGCCCGUCCGAGUCGUCCUUGCUGCCCUCCUUCGAGGAGCCGCCCGGGUCGCAAGCCGAGUCCCCAUCCCUGACGCAUGGAGAGGCCUCGGGGGAGCAGGCCCGGGACGAGCCCGCCGACGGCCGGGCCCAGGCGUCGUCCGAGGAGACGGGCAGGAACGAGGGCAGCGCGGCGGAGGCGGAGCCUCGGGCGGUGGAGAACGGUGACGCGGACGAGCCCUCCUUCAGCGACCCCGAGGACUUCGUGGACGACGUGAGCGAGGAAGACUUACUGGGAGAUGUGCUCAGAGAUCGGCCCCAGGAAGCAGAUGGAAUCGAUUCAGUGAUUGUGGUGGACAAUGUUCCUCAGGUGGGACCUGACCGGCUUGAGAAACUCAAAAAUGUCAUCCACAAGAUCUUUUCCAAGUUUGGGAAAAUCACAAAUGAUUUUUAUCCUGAAGAAGAUGGGAAGACAAAAGGGUAUAUUUUCUUAGAAUAUGCAUCUCCUGCCCAUGCCGUGGAUGCUGUGAAAAAUGCUGAUGGCUACAAGCUUGACAAGCAGCACACGUUCCGGGUCAACCUCUUCACAGAUUUUGACAAAUAUAUGACGAUUAGUGAUGAAUGGGAUAUUCCAGAGAAGCAGCCUUUCAAAGACCUGGGGAAUUUACGUUACUGGCUUGAAGAGGCAGAAUGCAGAGAUCAAUACAGUGUGAUUUUUGAGAGUGGAGACCGCACUUCCAUAUUCUGGAAUGAUGUGAAGGACCCGGUCUCAAUUGAAGAAAGAGCGAGAUGGACAGAGACAUAUGUACGUUGGUCUCCUAAGGGCACCUACCUAGCUACCUUUCAUCAAAGAGGCAUUGCUCUUUGGGGGGGAGAGAAAUUCAAGCAAAUCCAGAGAUUCAGCCACCAAGGGGUUCAGCUCAUUGAUUUCUCACCUUGUGAAAGAUACCUGGUGACUUUUAGCCCCCUAAUGGACACUCAGGAUGACCCUCAAGCCAUAAUCAUCUGGGACAUCCUUACUGGGCACAAGAAGAGAGGUUUUCACUGUGAAAGCUCAGCCCAUUGGCCUAUUUUUAAGUGGAGCCAUGAUGGUAAAUUCUUUGCCAGAAUGACACUUGAUACCCUUAGCAUCUAUGAAACUCCUUCUAUGGGUCUUUUGGACAAGAAGAGUUUGAAGAUCUCUGGAAUAAAAGACUUUUCUUGGUCUCCUGGUGGUAACAUAAUAGCCUUUUGGGUGCCUGAAGACAAAGAUAUUCCAGCCAGGGUAACCCUGAUGCAGCUCCCUAGCAGACAAGAGAUCCGAGUUAGGAAUCUGUUUAACGUUGUGGACUGCAAGCUACACUGGCAAAAGAAUGGAGAUUACUUGUGUGUUAAAGUAGAUAGGACUCCAAAAGGUACCCAGGGUGUUGUAACAAAUUUUGAAAUUUUCCGAAUGAGGGAAAAACAGGUACCUGUCGAUGUGGUUGAAAUGAAAGAAACCAUCAUAGCCUUUGCCUGGGAGCCAAAUGGGAGUAAGUUUGCUGUGCUACAUGGAGAGGCUCCGCGGAUAUCUGUGUCUUUCUACCAUGUCAAAAACAAUGGGAAGAUCGAGCUUAUCAGAAUGUUCGAUAAGCAGCAAGCAAACACCAUCUUCUGGAGCCCCCAGGGGCAGUUUGUUGUGCUGGCCGGUCUGAGGAGUAUGAACGGUGCCUUAGCGUUUGUGGACACUUCGGACUGCACGGUCAUGAACAUUGCAGAGCACUAUAUGGCCUCUGACGUCGAGUGGGACCCUACUGGGCGUUACGUUGUCACCUCUGUGUCCUGGUGGAGCCAUAAGGUGGACAAUGCUUAUUGGCUGUGGACCUUCCAAGGACGCCUUCUGCAGAAGAACAACAAGGACCGCUUUUGCCAGCUACUCUGGAGACCUCGGCCCCCGACACUGCUGAGCCAGGAGCAGAUCAAGCAAAUUAAAAAGGAUCUGAAGAAAUACUCUAAGAUCUUUGAACAGAAGGAUCGUUUGAGCCAAUCCAAAGCCUCAAAGGAAUUGGUAGAGAGAAGGCGAACCAUGAUGGAAGAUUUCCGAAAAUACCGAAAAAUGGCCCAAGAACUCUAUAUGGAGCAGAAAAAUGAACGUCUGGAAUUGAGAGGAGGGGUGGACACAGAUGAGCUGGACAGCAACGUGGAUGACUGGGAAGAGGAGACCAUCGAGUUCUUCGUCACUGAAGAGAUCAUUCCUCUCGGGAAUCAGGAGUGACCUGGAGCACUGUGCGGUGCCAUGUCCUGUGCUGGAACGAGGCCGUCCCCUUGUAGGAAGCCUGCACGACUCCUGGAUCUUAGCUGUGCUUUCUUCUUGCUCUGGACUGUGAACGCACCUGAGAUUCUUCCAUCUCAACACAUUUUUGUGCCUUUAAACCCCUGGUGUCCACAGUGGGGGAGGUUUUAAGGCACUGCUUUCACUUUUUUCUUCUUUGGGGUUUUUAAUCUGCACCACCAGACUCUGCUGCAGCGCCACGGUGGGCGCCUUUUUGCCCCUGCAGCCAGUGGCGUUUCCAGGGUGUCCUGUCCACAGCUGGGCCAUGUCUCCGUUCAAGAACUCCUGCUUUCUGGUGUGUGGCCACUGCUAGGCGUGUCCUGGAGACCAGCAGGGAGCGGCACGCUGCUUGUGUCCCAGCGUGCUCGGAAGGUGCCGCAGCACCUCCCCGCCACUCGGGCUGUGGCAGGUUCUCUCAGCAGGUUGAAUGUGGAAAUAAAAGCAAACCUGUAUGAAAAAGCUGUCUUUCUCCUCUCUCUGAACGUAGAUAGCGACCUUGAAUUUGGCACCUGCGUCCCAUUCGCAGCAGUGCGGGCCUGCUUGCCGAGCCAGAGCUCCCAGGCGCCAUCACAUUCCGUUGUCACUUGCACAUGGGGCUUAGCGGGGAGGGCGGAGAGAGCAGCCGCUGCCUCUGCUCGGCUGUGCAUUAGUCCAGCCAAUCCAAAACAUUAAAACAUUAUGCCUCUGCUUUUUUGUUUUCUUUCAAAAAAUGCUUAUCAUUUACCUGAUGAGAAUCCUUUAGACUUUUCCUUGGAGUUAGAGAAACUGGAACUUUUGUAUUGAGAAUUGUCAGUUUAGCCAUUAUCACGUGGUCCUCUUUGAAUAUUUAACUUUUCUUUUCCCCUCUUGAGAAGGGAGCGAACAAACCCCGAGGAUUUCAGUCCAUUUCUGUCUGCAAUGGCCUGCCAUCCCUUGGUGCCUUGGGAGGUGUGGUCUUGUCUCUCUCUUGCUCAUGGAACCUGCAGUUGAGUUUAAGAGCAGAGCGGUACGGGUGGCUCACUCGGUUCACAGCCAAGGGACUCACAGAGCCACGGCAGCGUUUUGAGACUGCAGGAGAAGCUGUAGUUUGCAGGGACAGGACAAGGGCAAGAUUCCCUGAGGAGCAGGGUUGGCUGCUGCCAAGAGUAACCAUUGGCCUCUGGGAUUCCAUGGGGACUAUCUCUGGAGUCUCCAGGCUGCCACAGCUUUGCUCUCACUAAGUCCUCUGGUUGCCUCAGUUUCCCCAGGUGUGGGGAAGGCACUUGGUGCUUUUCCUUUCCUGUGAGCCUUACCUUUCUCUAAUCUGUGAUCUUUCUGAAAUUCUGUAGUUACACUGUCCUUCCAUUAGGCUCAUCUUGUGCCCAUUAGCACACAUUUCAGUAUUGACUUGUUUACUCACGUUCUUUAACCUGGUGAGCCGAGAAACAGCUUUUCUAAUUUCAGGGAAGUAAGAACUAUCAUAUUAACAGAUUCUUAACAGAGCUUUUA